AAUUUUUAUGUCCUUCAAGUUCCUCCGCCAACUCGCGCGCAUACCUGGGUGCAUACGCGUGCACGCCCCUCCAUUAGCUCAGUCGACGUGGGGGACGACGUACCGCCGUAGAGACAGUUCAAGGUACAUUCUCCGGAGAUAUCUGCACGGGACUCCUAUACGACAGCACGGACAGAUCACACGCCCGGAGCCAGGAACAGGUAUAAAACUCCAUUUCAAAGAUCACAAGGGAAAUCCCAUAAAGACGAUCGAAGCUCGCGAAGGCGACGACAUUUUAUCACUCGCCCACGAAUGGGACAUAGACUUAGAAGGUGCCUGUGAAGGCUCGAUAGCAUGCUCCACUUGCCAUGUUAUCCUCCAGCCGGAGACGUAUGACACCCUUCCAGAACCCUCCGACGACGAGAAUGAUAUGCUCGACCUCGCAUUCGGACUCACCGACACCAGUCGUCUUGGGUGUCAGGUGCAGGUCACGAAAGAGAUGGACGGCACGGAGAUUCGGCUUCCGAGCGCUACGAGGAACAUGUUCGUGGACGGGAAAAAACCAACACAUCAUUAAUCCACACAUUGGUUCAUUGUCGUCUAUCUCGACCCGCCGAGAUCGCGAACGAGGAGUGUGGGAGUUCAUUACUCGACCAAGAUGCUUUUCCUGAGAAAGCCAUACGUAUGAAUUGGCAAGGCGUAUGUUCUGGCUAAUU
Molecule: messenger RNA, 695 nt
Organism: Pisolithus orientalis
Lineage: Eukaryota; Fungi; Basidiomycota; Agaricomycetes; Boletales; Pisolithaceae
Product: ferredoxin
Exons: 4
Coding region: 8-556 (182 amino acids)
Biological process (GO): P450-containing electron transport chain; positive regulation of oxidoreductase activity
Cellular component (GO): mitochondrion
Molecular function (GO): 2 iron, 2 sulfur cluster binding
Source: RefSeq, a predicted model, not a curated record